This is a messenger RNA of Manduca sexta (tobacco hornworm), 1751 nucleotides long. RefSeq lists its product as uncharacterized. Lineage: Eukaryota; Metazoa; Arthropoda; Insecta; Lepidoptera; Sphingidae. The transcript has 3 exons. The record is from RefSeq and is a predicted model, not a curated record. Bases 35 to 1165 code for a protein of 376 amino acids.
ACAUCGCAUCGUAGUUACAAUUGAAGCGCGAACCAUGUCAGAACACAAGCAAAUAUUCACCGAGAUACUGAACAAGAUAGUGGCCGAGCGGGCGAUCGUCGCUCCUCGAGUGAAGAUACAGCCCAUCAGCAGCGGCGGAGCCAACUUCACCACCCAGCUGUUCAAGGCGACCAUCAGCCACGGAGACAAUGAGCUGAAACUGUUCGCGAAAGUGGCAGCCGUCGGAGACAAAUUCAGAAACCAAAUUGAAGGUUUCCGAAUGUUUGAAACAGAAAACGAUUUUUACACCAAACUUAUGAAAAUAUACGAAAACCUUCAAGAGAAGCACAAUGUGCCGCAGGACAAGCGGUUUGUAGCGCCGAAGUGUUACGGAUGCAGCAGCAAGCUGUAUGAAGAAGUGCUCGUGUUGGAGGACUUGUCGGCACAAGGGUUCACAGUGUACGACAGGAUGAAGUCGGUGGAUUGGGACUACGCCUCCAAGGCUGUGGAGGAAAUCGCUAAGUUUCACGCUCUGUCUGUCGCAUUUGAGAAAGAAAACAAGGAAGAAUUUAAUGAAUAUGUGGGAACUUUAACAUUCUCAUUGGAUAAAGAGACUACAAAACAUUUCACCGAUAUCAUUAACAAGGGAGUUAAUUUGAUUAAGGAAGAAAAUAGAAGUAGAGUAGAAGCAUUCAUAGCAUCCGUUGGGAGGUUGGAUGACGAUGAUAUGUUUAAACCGGUGAAACUAAACGUACUGGCACAUUGCGACAACAGAGUCAGCAACCAAAUGUACAGGGGUAAACGAGACCAUCCUGGAAGCGUCACCGACCAUCGAUCUGGUGUACUUUUUCUUCUCGGCACCGACAAGAAGUUCCGCGACCAGUACUACGAACAGCUCCUGGACCACUACUACAAGGAGCUCAGCCUAGCCAUGAAGAGGCUGGCUCUCAACCCUGAUGAGAUCUAUCCGAGGGAGGACUUCGACUUUGAAUACAAAACGAAACUUCCACUCGGGUUGACCCUGGCGAUGAUGACGUUGCCGUUGAUCACUGUAGACGAGAAGAACGCCCCGAAUGUGGACAAGGACUUGGGCAUGGAUAACUUUGUGGUGAACAACACGAGCGACAUCCUCCGCGAGAGAAUCAACGGAGUUGUCGACGACUUUGUACGCUGGGGACUUGUGUAAAAAUGUUCCUUUAACCAGGAUCGCCAGAUGUUACCCGUGACGCUAGGUGGAUAUAGACGCUAGGAAUUAGAACACGUAUUUUUUUCGACAAUUUUACUACAGGUAAUUGUACGAUGUUUUGCCUGAAUAUCGUAAUUUUUUAAAGAUAUUAUAUCGUCCUAAUGAUAAUGAUACGAUUCAAACCUUCCAAUUUAAUCGAGUCCUUUUGGCUUAAAGUCAAGUCUAUAUUUAGCUAUGCGUACUGUUCGCAAGUUAGCUGAGGAUAUGGGUAAUACUUAUCCAGAAACAUCCUUAGUCGCAGCAUCUAAAAUGUACAUGGAUGAUUUAGUACAUUCGGAACCUGAUGAUGCUAAUGCAAUUAGCCUUGCUUAUUAAUGAAUAUCUUUGUUUAUUUAAAAUAAUAGACAAUCGUUGUACAGUUAAUGUUUAUUACGAUAAAUCGGCAUAACUAGUCCGCUGUCUUGGGCAGUCCGCCAUAUUGCAUUUAGAGUAAUGUCGUGUUAUUUUUUAUAUUCAUCUCGGCAAACUGUUUUAUUUGAUGCCAAUAUCAUGGGCUUGUACAAAAAAUAACUGGCCUCCAAAAAAA